Molecule: messenger RNA, 1200 nt
Organism: Trichoplax adhaerens
Lineage: Eukaryota; Metazoa; Placozoa; Uniplacotomia; Trichoplacea; Trichoplacidae
Exons: 11
Coding region: 1-1200 (399 amino acids)
Cellular component (GO): synapse; cytoplasm
Source: RefSeq, a predicted model, not a curated record
AUGUUAAACUUGAAGAAUUGGUUUUAUUCUCAGUCAGACGAAGCAAACCAAGAUACAAAUACCGACCAUCAAAGCGACAAGGAUGUAGAAUCAACCAGCAAAGACGAGAAACAACCUGAUCAUAAUCAAGAUGACCAUCAAAAUGACCAAAUUACCAAUGAUGAUGACAAAGAUACAACCGAUAAAAAUCCUUCAACUCCUUUCAAUUGGGGAUCUUUUAUCGCCAAUGUUAAAAAUGUCACAAGCGAUGUUGCAAGUAGAACAGUUACGGUUGCCUCUAAACUAAAGGAUACAGUGGAAGAGAAGACGGUCAUUGGAUCUUUCAUGCGAGAACAAAAACAAUUUAUCGAGAGUAAACAAGCAAAUCGAAUUGGUGAAGCGGCCGUACCUCCGUGGGUAGGCUAUAAUGAAGAAGAGGCUAUGAAAACUAGAAUCUUAGCAUUGUCAAAGGACAGAAGAAAUUUCUUGAGAAGCCCUCCAUCUGGAGCUGAGUUUCGCUUUGAUGCUGCUAUCUACUAUCCUGUAGCAAUGGUGACAUUAGAAGAAGAUGGAAAUCUCAUGAAUAUGCGUUUUGAGCUAGUACCUAAACUCGUUAAAGAGGAAGAAUUUUGGCGUAACUACUUUUAUCGAGUUUCUCUUAUAAAACAAUCUAUACAACUGAGCUCUAUGGCUGAAGCGAACACAACUGGAACACCUGAAAGUACUAACAAGCAAUCAUCUUUGUCCGAAAGUGCUAGUGAUGUUGACAGUGUACGGGAUUCUCCUCGCGAUACUGCGACAACUCCGAAUACCAAGGUGGAAAAUAAUGACUCGAUUCAAAACAGCGAAACUGAGAAUCAAGAUACAUCAUUACAAGAUCAGUCCUUAUUAACUAACGAAUUUGUUAGUGAAGCUUAUACAAAUGCGGAAUUAAGUCAUGCAGAUUUAGCAGAUGAAAUGCACCAGUUAGGAAUACUAAAGAAAGAGACAAAUGAAACUAAUGAUACGAACGAAAAUAACAGUACAGAUACGAAAAACGUUACCGAGGUUGAAUCUAAGGAAAAAGUAACUACUAGUGAAGCAGAAAAACUACAAGAUUGGGAAAUAGAAUUACAGAAAGAGCUGGAGGAAUAUGAAGUGGUCAAUGAAAUGAACGAAGAUCAUUUAGUUCUUGAGGAAGAAAUAGAAGAUAUGCUAGAGCUAGAAGGAGGUUCUACUUAG